AUGUUCAAAUUAAUUUCGGAACGAUUUUCAUCAUCACCGUCGUCUUGCUCAACAUUGAGUUAUUUCCAAAAACAUGCCAAAGGUUUUGUACUGUUUCGGAUAUCUACCAACAAAUGUCAUCAUUUAAUAACUCACAUACAUAGGCCGUUUUCCUCAUCACUAUUCUCGGAGUCCAAUCAUUCUGACAAUAGCAACAUCGGAAUGAAUGAAAGAAAUUUCUCCAAUUACAAAACACCAUCAUCUAUAGAUUUACCACCAGAAUUAUCCAAAAUCAUUCAUUCCGAAGAGAAAUUCCAACCUCCAACGGAUUUAGUGGAUGAAUAUAUUCAACAUGAUGAACAUGGUGAAGCCUAUUACAAUGAUUUACUGCAAGAUUUACCUCCACAUUUGUAUUUUGAUCAUACAAAUUCAACAACAACGACUGGAUUCUCUCAUGAACUGGAUCGAGAAUAUGAAGAAAUGUUUAAAUUUUCUAGUCAUUCCUCUCGUCAUCCUCACAGUAAAAAUCAACAACGAUCAUCCAAAGACUCUAAAACGCCCUCUCAAAAAUCCUUUACAAGUCAUGGUCGAACGAAAACCUCUCCUCAAACCUCAAACAAAGAUCAUGACAAAAACGAUUGGGAUAAUAUUUUGACAUCUCUACAUUUGAAUGCAUCGAUAUGGUCAGCACCACAACCAGAACUUCUUUCAGAACAACAUGAACAAAGUUUAUAUCUGAAAGAAGAAUUCAUGCAAUAUGCACAACAAGCACAAGAUGAAUUAUUGAAAUAUUUCUAUAUGGGCAUGGAUCGAGCUACACGAGCGAGAUUAUGUAUUUCAGAUUUGAAAGGACAUCUUCAUGCCUUUGCUAUUGAUAAAUAUGGAUCUGCCUUCAUAUCCAAUUGUUUACAAGUUAGGAAAACUUGGAUCUCCAAGGAUUCCGAACAAUUUAAUGAUCUAUUGAAACAACUACAAGGUUCAAACGUUGCCACAGAUGUCAUUCAGAGAGGAGAAGAGGGUUUUUGGAUUACGGAGCGAGAUACACAACCCCGACGAGUGGUUCAAGGUUACACAGAUGCUGAACUCGAUCUAUUGUUUGAGGAAUUGAAACCACAUUUUGACAGUUUGCUUAUUCAUGUAUUCGGAAAAUUUAUCGUGUAUCACUUUUUGAAAGUGUGCACACCUCAGCAACGACUCUAUUUUGCCCAAAAUUUCAUUUUGGGACAUGUGGAUCAGUUAUUAUCCACAAAAGGUGGCUCCAUGAUAUGUGAACGACUAUUUGAAUUGCUUUCUGUGGAUGGAGAGGUUGAUUUGACACAGAAAAUGCUAUCUGAAAUUGAGAAUAGAAUUUCUGCUCUCAUUUGGGAUCCUAUUGCACAAUACUUUAUACGAGCCAUCGCUGAAUUUGGUACCAUAUCACAAAAAUUAACCAUUCUUAAAAAGCUCAAAGAUCAAUCUUUAAUGGAAAUUUUAAAAACUCAUCAACCUAGUAAGAUUAUGGAAAUAUUAACGAGAUUUCCAGAGACACGAAGAAUUCUUAUUGGAAGACUAUCGAAGAAGGACUAUGUGGAAUUGGCAUGCAAUGUUUAUGGUGCCUUUUUCAUUGUGGGCUGCAUGAAAUUUGGGUCAGUUACGCAACGUCGUUCCCUGAUCUCUUCUUUUACGGGAAAUAUUUUCUUGAUGGCUCUCAAUGCAUCUUCCUCGUUUGUGUUGAAUCAUGCUUUUAGAGCAGCAACUACAUCUGAAGUUUCCAAUAUUGUGAAUGAGCUGCAAGGACAUUUUCUUGUCCUUUCACAAGAUCGAUAUGCCAACUUUCUCAUGAAACAAAUAUUAUGUUUGACGAAUAACGUUCAAUAUUUGAAUAUGGCCGUACAAGAAAUGAGGAAUAAUUUUGCUCUUCUGAGUUAUCAACGAUACAGUUCACGCGUCGUGGAAUAUGUCCUCAACCUUAUUGUGUAUUAUUCAAAGCAGAAAGUACAAGUGAAUUUUUCAGUGAAUGAUUUUGUAAUGGAAGAGUUUUCAGAACACAUGCUUCAAAUGGCCAAAGAUCGAUAUGCAGCUUAUACCGUUCAAUUAGUGUUGCAAAUUGCCUUUCACACAGCAACAGCACAUCUUGUGACCAAAGAAACAAAAACACAACUCAUGAAAGAUAUUUGGGCUCAUAGUAUGAAUCUAGCUCUGGAUCCAUUUGGUUGUCACGUCAUUCAAUAUCUCGUACGAAAUUCAGAAACAAGAAUGCCCAUCAUGAGAAAAUUUUUAGAAACAGAAGGCAAUAUUAAGGAAUUCAAUAGUCGAUCUUUUUUCCAAUUACUUCAAAACAAACAUGGUGUCAGUGUAGUCAUUGAACUGAUCAAACACUGCAAUACGAAUCAAAGAAAUGCCUUGUUCAAUGUCAUGAAUAGUUUCCGACGACGAAUUGAAGAAUCUCCAUACAGCAAACCAUUGAUUGAAUUGGCAAAGAGUUAUGACGAGUUGGGUUUAUUCUCUAACAAAACACCUCCUCUUGACAUGUUUCCAAAGGAUCUCCAUGGUCGCCAAUGA
Messenger RNA from Naegleria lovaniensis, 2520 nucleotides. RefSeq lists its product as uncharacterized. The record is from RefSeq and is a predicted model, not a curated record. Gene Ontology annotation, cellular component: cytoplasm. Gene Ontology annotation, molecular function: mRNA binding. Bases 1 to 2520 code for a protein of 839 amino acids. The transcript has a single exon. Lineage: Eukaryota; Heterolobosea; Eutetramitea; Acrasida; Naegleriidae. Gene Ontology annotation, biological process: post-transcriptional regulation of gene expression.